Molecule: messenger RNA, 939 nt
Organism: Hymenoscyphus albidus
Lineage: Eukaryota; Fungi; Ascomycota; Leotiomycetes; Helotiales; Helotiaceae
Source: the annotation of a GenBank genome assembly
CCAGCCGAGCCAGCACGACUGACGGGACUUCAGUACGGGUAGAGCAGCAGGAGGUUGCAUCACAAUAUCAACUCCAGCUAUGGUAAGCUAAGCCCCCUUUUAUAACCACCUUAGCUUGCUGUACCCCCUUUAUCUAAAGGCGCACGGCUUCCGAAUAUCUGCAUCGUCUUGCAAGCUAAUAAUCUACUCCAGUCUCAAUCAUUGCGCCCCUACCUCCAAUGCGUCCGAUCGUCUCUCACAUCGGCUCUUUGCCUCUCGAACUUCGCGUCCCAAACCUCAGAAAGACACAAUGUGCCAGAAAUCGAGGCCCAGACUUCUCCCGAAGUUCUUUUGAACCCCCUAACCGUAGCCCGAAACGAGAAUGAGCGAGUAUUCAUCGAGCCCAGCAUCAACAGUGUCCGCAUAAGCAUCAAAAUCAAGCAGGCUGAUGAAAUCGAACACAUCCUGGUGCACAAGUUUACAAGAUUCUUGACGCAGAGAGCCGAGGCAUUCUUCAUUCUACGGAGGAAACCUGUCAAGGUAUGCGGUGUAGCGGACUAGGGGCUAUGUUGUAUACUGAUGGUAUUAGGGUUAUGAUAUCUCGUUCUUGAUUACGAACUUCCAUACCGAGGAGAUGCUGAAGCAUAAGCUGGUCGACUUUAUCAUUCAAUUCAUGGAGGAAGUGGACAAGGAAAUCUCAGAGAUGAAGCUCUUCGUAUGUUACCAAAGCUUGGGACCUGGAAUGAGGUUACUAAUGGCAAAACUAGCUUAAUGCACGCGCAAGAUUUGUGGCCGAGUCUUUCUUAACUCCUGUGAGUCGAACUCUGUAUAGCAUUUCUGUGGAUAUCAAAAAGCUAACAAAACACAGUUCGACUAAAAGCAUUUGUUUGUUUCGGAUCAAGGCGCUUGUUGAAACUCGGUGGCAGGUUGCAGGCAUUUUUGCGUUCUUAGCAGUGGCAA